Molecule: messenger RNA, 1462 nt
Organism: Anneissia japonica
Lineage: Eukaryota; Metazoa; Echinodermata; Crinoidea; Comatulida; Comatulidae
Product: ras-related protein Rab-23-like
Exons: 6
Coding region: 455-1159 (234 amino acids)
Molecular function (GO): GTPase activity; GTP binding
Source: RefSeq, a predicted model, not a curated record
GCAUACUCUUUGAUCAAAGGUCAUGUGUGUCAAGCAAGAAUGUUGGAAGUUUCUACCUGAGUGUGAGAGAAGUUGGUGAUAAGAAAGUAGAUAAAUUAUUAAUCGGUGCUUGAUGACAAUCUGAUCUAGGUCUACUGUCAAACGAAGGAGAUGAAUUUGUCUAGUAGAAUUCAUGGUGAAUGAAUAUAAUACUCAACUACUUCGGAAUUAAUCUAGUUAAUUGUGUUUGGCUCUAGCCUGCUUUCUACUGCAUACACACACAGACAGGCUCAGUCAGGUGGAGACGAAGGGCGGUGCUAGCUCUGCUGCUGAGUAUCGUUAAUCAUUUGAUAGAGAGGGGAGAGCUAUCGUAGAUAAAGGCUGGCCGACCCUUGUGCGUUGUCGGCUGAAGAAACUAGGGGCCUAGGCACCAGAAUACCGUUUCAAUCUAGGUUUUGAAAUUUACUGAAGAAUCAUGAAGGAAGAGGAUAUUGAGAUUGCGAUUAAAGUGAUCGUGGUCGGCAACGGUGCAGUCGGCAAAUCCAGCAUGAUACAACGUUACUGUAAAGGAAUAUUCACAGCGGAUUAUAAGAAGACAAUUGGUGUUGACUUCUUAGAAAAACAAAUUGAAGUAAACGAUGAGGAAGUAAGGAUGAUGUUAUGGGACACGGCUGGGCAGGAGGAAUUUGAUGCUAUCACAAAAUCAUACUACCGUGGUGCUCAAGCGUGUGUUUUAGCAUUCUCAACUGUAGAUCGUGACUCAUUUGAAGCGAUAGAGUCUUGGAAACGGAAAGUAGAAGAAGAGGUAUUGUCUAUUCCGAUGGUUCUUAUACAAAACAAAAUAGAUCUGGUGGAUGAAGCCGUAUUAGAACCAGAAGAAGCAGAAGCCUUAGCGAAACGCUUGAAACUACGAUUUUACCGAACAUCAGUAAAAGAGAAUUUAAACGUUGAAGAUGUGUUCCGAUAUUUAGCAGAUAAGUACAUUCAGAAAUUACAAACAGCUGAAGCAGAAGAUAAUGAAACUACUAAUGCAAAGAUUGGUAUAUUUAAUAUAUCGUCCACAUCAGAUAAAUCAAAUUCAGGUGCGAAAAACUCUGAUGGUAUUAUACAACUGAAGCCAAACAAGCAACGAACGAAGGGCAAGAAGCAUCCUCUAAAAGCAUUUUGUACUAUCCUUUGAAAAAAUGGUAUCUUCCAUUCUUCUUUUCACUUUACACAUAUUAUCUGCUUCCAAAGUAUUGUAUGUUUUAGAUAUUUCCCUAAGUUAAUAAAUAUAAGAAUUAGUUAAUUCUUUAUUUCAGGAAUUAUUUAUCAGACCUCAAAGGAUUCAGUAAGCCUGUUUAGGCGAGACUUUUUUAUACCUUGUUUAGCGAACCUGCCGACUGCAAAUGUUGAUGAUUUCGAAUAUAAGUAAAAUUUUAUUUUUGGCCAACUAGGACACCCGCCACCACCAAAAUAAGUAAACAUUUCAGAAAAAAAAAAA